AUGUUUUUAAUUUCAAACCAUGUUGGUAGCAAAAUGCUCUUAAACUCAAAUCAUGUUGGCAGCACUAUUCUCUUAAUUUCAAAUCCUGUUGGCAAAACAAUGUUCUUAAUUUUAAAUCCUGUUGGCAAAACAAUGUUCUUAAUGUUAAAUCCUGUUGGCAGCACUAUUCUCUUAAUUUCAAAUCCUGUUGGCAAAACAAUGUUCUUAAUUUUAAAUCCUGUUGGCAAAACAAUGUUCUUAAUGUUAAAUCCUGUUGGUAGCACAAUUCUCUUAAUUUUAAAUCCUGUUGGGAAAACAAUGUUCUUAAUUUUAAAUCCUGUUGGUAACACAAUUCUCUUGAUUUCAAUUCCUAUUGACAGCACAUUGCCCUUAGUGUCAAACCAUGUUGGCAGCACAAUUCUCGUAGUUUCAAAUCCUGUUGGAAGCACAGUGCUCUUUAUUUCAAAUCCUGUUAGCAGCACACCGCUCUUCAAUUAA
Molecule: messenger RNA, 477 nt
Organism: Lottia gigantea (owl limpet)
Lineage: Eukaryota; Metazoa; Mollusca; Gastropoda; Lottiidae
Exons: 1
Coding region: 1-477 (158 amino acids)
Source: RefSeq, a predicted model, not a curated record